Messenger RNA from Lingula anatina, 1466 nucleotides. RefSeq names its product arginine-hydroxylase NDUFAF5, mitochondrial. Gene Ontology annotation, molecular function: S-adenosylmethionine-dependent methyltransferase activity. The record is from RefSeq and is a predicted model, not a curated record. NCBI's taxonomy places the organism in Eukaryota, Metazoa, Brachiopoda, Lingulata, Lingulida, Lingulidae. Gene Ontology annotation, biological process: mitochondrial respiratory chain complex I assembly. Gene Ontology annotation, cellular component: mitochondrion.
GCUUUUCCGUUUACUUCCGGUUAAGUAACAUGCAGGGAAUACGAGUAUUUCCACUGGAGAAGGGUCUCCUAAUUUCAAACGUUAUGCAGCGAAAAUGCAUAUUUACGGCACUAAAAAGUGCCAAGCAUGCACAAGUUGUUGCAAAAUCUGCAAGAGCAUUUUCUGUGUGCGCACAAUGUAAACAAAAACAGCAACCUGUCCAAAAUAUCUUUGACAGAAAAGCCAAGAAAAUGCAAAGAAACAGAACGGCUCUGAUGGAGGAUUAUGAAGUGUAUCAGUACAUCAGAGAUAAGGUGGGAUACAGUCUAGCUGAUAGAAUAAGAGACAUUAAAAGGAAGUUCAAUGUGGUUGUAGACUUGGGAUGUGGGAGAGGUCAUAUUGGCAGCAGCAUGGACCCAGACACAGUAGGGACGUUGAUUCAGUGUGAAAUGGCUGAGAUGGUUCUGGCACAAGCUUGCAAAAAUGAGGAUAUCAAGACCUUCAGUGUGGUAGCAGAUGAAGAAUAUCUUCCCUUUAAAGAAAAUUCUCUAGAUUUAGUUGUCAGUGGCUUAAGCCUACACUGGGUGAAUGAUUUACCAGGAACAUUUAAGCAGAUUCAGCGAUCUUUAAAACCAGAUGGUGCUUUCUUGGGGACGGUGUUUGGUGGAGAGACUCUGUAUGAACUGCGCUGUUCUCUACAGUUGGCUGAGAUAGAAAGGGAAGGGGGGUUUGGACCACAUAUAUCUCCUUUUGUAGAACCAAUAGAUAUUGGAGCUCUGUUGGAUAGAGCUGGAUUUAAUUUAGUCACAAUGGAUACUGAAGAAAUCAAUAUUGCAUACCCAUCCAUGUUUGAAGUGAUGGAAGAUCUGAAAGGAAUGGGUGAAAACAAUUGUGCAUGGAAUAGAAAGUCCCACAUUCAAAGAGACACCCUGAUUGCUGCCGAUGCCAUAUACAGAGAAAUGUAUGGACUAGAAGAUGGGAAUUUACCGGCCACAUUUCAAAUUAUACAUUUUAUUGGAUGGAAGCCUCAUCCAUCUCAGAAAAAGCCCGCAAAGAGGGGAUCUGCAACAGUAUCAAUAAAGGACAUUGACAAACUUGAUCAGAUUAUCAAAGAACAUGAACUGCAAACGAAACAAGACACUGAGAAGAAAAAGUCAGAAAAGACUGAGAAGUCAAAAGAUGACAAGAAUAAUGAACCAAGUUGAAAAAUCUGCAGUCAUUAGAGAAAGAGAGAAGCACCAGAACAGUUAGAAAUAUAAACAAAUUUGACUUAAUGUAUCAGUGUAUCAGCUCAAAAAAGAAUUAAAUAAAAUAUGGAUAAAAGAGGUAUUGUUUGAUAUAACAUGAACCUAGGCCUAUUAAAUUAUUGGAUACUGUUCUGUGACUUAGUUUGUUUUGACUAAAGCAAAGAAUGGAGAGACAGACACACGCUGGAACGUAAUAACAAGGCAUAAAAACCCUAAUUUGUAAUUUUUUUAAAACGGCAU